Onychostoma macrolepis is the source of this 1746-nucleotide messenger RNA. It is a transcript of the gene lrriq3, whose product is annotated as leucine rich repeats and IQ motif containing 3. Lineage: Eukaryota; Metazoa; Chordata; Actinopteri; Cypriniformes; Cyprinidae. The record is from RefSeq and is a predicted model, not a curated record. Gene Ontology annotation, molecular function: protein binding. The transcript has 7 exons. Bases 1 to 1746 code for a protein of 581 amino acids.
AUGUUUCCUUCAAAAAAUGGAAGAGAUGAAUUUCACAAAGAUGUGAAAAUGAAUUCCCUGGAGGGAUACUGGGCCUAUUUGGUAAACUGCUCUCAGUCUCUGAUACUGGAUCAUGGCUACUGGACAUCAGAGAGCGAGAAAGACCUGAAGGACAUUUUGAUGGUCAGAUUGAGCAGUUUGCUUUUAAAGAGUCUGGAUCAGAUUGGAUCUUGCAGAGCACUGCGAAUUUGCAUCUUGGCUGACAACUUUCUGACUAGGAUCGAAGCUCUGAUGGAAUGCACUCGCUUGGUGAAGUUAGAUCUGAAAGGAAAUCAGAUUGUUCAGCUCCCUGAUGCUUCAUGUUGGAGUAAUCUGAAAGAAUUGCAACUUCUAUAUCUACACGACAACAACAUGUCAACCAGGAACAAUAUUAAAGGCCUGUCUGGCUGUUUAAACCUGACUGCUUUAACUCUCUAUGACACCCCGCUCAGUUUAAAGAAGAGCUAUAGGCACUGUCUGGUCAACAGCAUAUGGUCACUGAAGGCCUUGGACAACUUUGUUAUCUCUGAUGAGGAAAUCAUACAAAACUGGUCUCUUCCUAUUCAAUUCAAAGCCAUGAAUCAACACUUUUGUGUCAGUUUGUACCCAUCUACAAAGUCGGAUUCGUUUGAGAUAGAGAUGAAAGCGACAUAUAAAAUAAUCUCCGAUAUAAACAGGAUUCAAGCCGUUUAUUCCCCUACACUUAUUAUACAGCGCUGGAUUCGAGGCCAUUUAAUUAGAAAAAGUCUUGGGCUUUGCAGUACAAAGAAACGGAUAACGUCUGAGAAACCAUUCAUUUCCAUGCCUUUGAGCACAGAAAAUGACCAGGUACAAUCCCAGUCUCAGAAAACCAUGGAGGAGGACACAGAUGACCACCCUGAACAACCAAAGGAAAAUGAAGAGAGAGAUACAGAGAUCCAAACACUUCAUGUGAACCUCGAUAAGCUGAUGCAAACUGACUACCCAGAGGUUUUACAGGAUGCUGCAAGUGUUAAAUCAAAUGACAGUCAACAAGACAUAAAAGCGCCAUGCAACACCCCUCAGUGCAGUCUAAGUCUGAAAUCUGAGGCCCUUCUAAACACAUUUGACCAAGAUAUCAGUGUGACUGUUGAUCUCUAUAAUAACGAAAUUGAAGAAGGAACCUUUCGUGUUUUGGGACUAAAAGCUUUGGUCCACCAGAGUGAGCCACUGAGUGACAUGUUGUGGUCCCGUAAAGCUGCAGGACAGGACGUCCGUGAGGCCAUCAACCGGUUUCACACUCAGAGACCAGGUCUACAGCCGCACUCUUCUGCCAUUACUUCGGGGAAGCGUCUGAUUGGUUGUUGCAAUGACAAAAUCAGCCUCACCCCCUUCAAAGUUAUUGAAAGAGUCCAUCAAGCGUUUGAUAAAGCCAGAAUGCAGAGACACCUUGCAGAGAAGGUAACUGAGCGCCAGAUUGACCGCGAAGUAGCCAAGGGUCACCGAGACAACUUUAGAGGUGCUCGCAGGACAGAAGUGCGUCUGCGGCAGGAGCAGGAAAGGGUGGAUAUGGAGAAAACUCUUACUCUACAGAGAGCCAAGCUGGAGCAGGACAUCCAUCAUGCACGUCAGAAACAUGCCCGGUUUUUGGAAGAGAAGAGCAUGAGGAUCCAGGAGCAAGAGAUGGUUUGCAGUUUCAGCCAACAGCACAACUCUCUAGCGAGGGCCGUGCUUAGAUACCACACAUGGAAACGUGGUAACCAGCAAUAA